Entrophospora sp. SA101 is the source of this 2492-nucleotide messenger RNA. The record is from the annotation of a GenBank genome assembly. Lineage: Eukaryota; Fungi; Glomeromycota; Glomeromycetes; Entrophosporales; Entrophosporaceae.
AUGUUUCCAAUAACUGCACAAACACCAGAAUAUUUGGUGGUUGUAGUCCUAGAAGGCACUUAUCGUCUUGAAGAACAUUUCGAAACUAUACGAGAGGCAUACUUAGAUCCUAUCUUAAAUUAUUUGAAAUCACCUAUAAUCGUUGAAAAAGAAGAUGCAGAAAAGAAAGAUCGAAUGGCUCCAUUAUUAAAUCUUGGAUUAGUUAUUUUUGGGGGAUAUGGGCGAUGUUCCCGUAGAGUUACAACAUCACAUUAUUUCAAAUCAAGACUAAAUGAGUUUGAAGAACUUAUUAAAGCAAUUGAUUUUGAAGGUGGUAAAGUCUAUGAAAACCCAGUUGCUGAAGGAUUAGUUGCUGCUCUUGAGAUGUUUGAUGUGUAUGAAAGAAACAACAAAAGGUCCAAUAUACAAAAAAAACACUGUAUAUUGAUAUCAAAUAGUCUUCCAUGUAUUGAUCCUGUUCAUCACAAUUUGCAUGACAAGUAUGAUAUGUUUACCAUGGAUAAUAUAAUAGAUGAAAUGAAAAAAAAAAAUAUCCGUCUUUCUUUUAUAACGCCUCAAAGUUGUUACAAUGAAUUAGAAAAUGUUGUAGUAAAGGAUGUAGUUGCACCUUCACAUGUAGUCAAAUUAGCAGGAUUUAAAGUAAGCUUUACAAAACAAAAAGAAGCCAAUAUAGGAGUAAAAAGAAAACCAGAUGAAUUGAGUGCUGAAAAAAAUAAUGACAAUGCUAAUAGCAAUGAAAAUAUUGACCCUGCUACUCACAUGGAUAUUGAUGCCACCAAUGCUAAUAAUAAUAUCAAUGAUUAUACAACUGGUGAAAAAGCAAAUCAAGAAAACAACAGCCCAUUGCCUCAUGGUGCCAAGAGACUUAGACUUGGUUCUAAUGAUAAUGACAAUGACAAUAACAAUGCUAUCAAUGGUAAUGGAAAUAGUAGCAAUAACAAUCAAACAAAUGAUUUAAUUCAAUCUUCAUCAUCUACACCUUUAAUUGAUGCAAAUCAAAGCCAAAAUGAUAUGGAGAUGAAUAUAAAUACUACUCUACCCAUUCAACAAUCCAGUCCUUCAAAAUUAUCAAAUUCUCCUGUUAUCAUUCAAUUAUCUUCACCAAAUCCUCAAAGACAAAAUUCUCAAACUCUCUCUGUUGAACCAAACAAUACUGUUGUUCAAUUACAAUCCAUUCAGUCCACUAAUACUAAUAAUCUUCAACAACAAAAAACUCCUAAAUUGUCAUCUUCUCCUCAAAUACCACAGCAACAUCAAUCUCCACAAGUAGCACAACAACAUCAAUCUCCACAAAACCAACAAUUACGAAUCCAAAAAUUUCAACAAUUACAAAUACAGCAACAGAAUAGGAUGAAUAAUCCAAAUGCUCAAAAGUCUGCACAAAAUUUGAAUACUCAAUCUUCUGGUGCUGCUCAACAAACAGUUGCUCAACAAGCUGCCAUGUAUAAAAAUUUACAUAAUCAACAAAAUCUUGCCAAUUUAAUCAACAACAAAAACAUAACACCUGAAAGACCAACAAACAGUGGGAAUGGUACUAACAAUAAUGGUGGUAUGAACAGACAAGGAUUUACAAUGACCAAUGUUAACUCACAAAAUCCACAACCUGGUACUCCUAUUAUUAAUAAUAUCAACAACAAUAAUGUUAUUAGUACUACAACUGUCACUAACCCUACCGUCAUUAAUAACAACAAUAAUCUCAACCUCAUGAAUGCUGCUACUAGUGUCAACAACUCUACAACAAAUCAAAUGGCAGCACAAAUGAUGACAGCUUCAACUAAUGCAACUAUUGCUACUGCUUCGCCACGUUUACCAACUAAUGCUGCUGCUAAUGUCAAUAUUAUUAGUCACAAUGCUAUUGCUACAGGAUCAACAACCUCACCUUCCAAUUUAAAUGCCUUUUCACCUAAUCCAAAUGUUAAUAUAAAUACUCAAAAUGUUAUACCCAUGCCUCAAAAACUUAUUUCGAUAUCUAUAUGGAAUGGUAAUAUUGUGUGGAAGCAAAAUGAAUUAAACUGUCAUGUAAAUGUUAUCCCAUAUCAACUUGGAAAACACAUGCCAACUGACUUCAUGACUCAAUAUUGGCCUGAAAAAAUGGAGAUAUCAGGAGCUAUUCCAAUUAAAGAUAUAAAAGAUGCUGGAACUAGUUCGUUAGUGGUUUCACUACUUCCCACUCCAAAUCAAGAGGAUUCAAAAUUCAAAGGGAUGGUUGAUUUUUUAGAAAAAAAUAAAUAUGCACUUACAAUUCGUUUCCCUAAAGCCCCAAAUCCAAAUGGUGGUAUUGCUAUUUUUGUAGGUUUAAAGAGAAUUUUGGUGGGAAUGCUAUUUCUUAAUACUCCUUUACCUUCAAUGCAAAAUCAACAGCCACAACAAAAUGCAAGUAGUUCAUAUCAAAUCCUACAAGCAUUGCUGCAGCAACAACAGCAAUCACCUCAACCAAACUCAAAUCCUCAAAAUACACAACAGCAACCCAUGAUUAGAAUGCCACAGAAUUU